GAGGGUGAUGAAGGAGAAACUCCGUUGUCAAAAGCUCAGCUUUGGAACAGAGGCUUAAAAUACAAGGCAUCAUCAUAGAUCAGUUCCACAGACAUGGCUCAGAAAGACCCCUGCCAGAAAUAUGCCUGUGAAAUCCAGAAAUGCUUGCAAGCCAACAACUACUUGGAAUCAAAAUGUGAAGCCGUUCUCCAGGAGAUGAGAAGAUGUUGUGCCCGCUUUCCCAAGGGCAGAUCCAUCUCCUGCUCAGGGUUUGAGUUGCAGGAAAAAGAGAAAGUGAAGCAGGUAUCGUCUUCCCACGGAUUUCAAGCCCCCAAACCCUGAGGAUGCACUGACCUCUGGGGGAGUGGAAGACAUUCCUGCAAACUUCGUUGCUGCGCAAUACCUCAUCUGCACCGCUUGCAUUGACACGAGGUGCAAGGCAGCUCCUCUUUUGGACAUUCUCAGAAGCCAGAAAACAAUGGCCCGUCUGUUAAGGGUAGAGCUGCUAGUUGUUUUACUAUCAAAACGUGUCAGUACUGUAGCCUUAUUGUGGAUUAGAUUGGAAUAGAAUUAACUUGAUGUGUAAAUGUUCAACGUCAUCUACUUUUAUUAUCAGGAGUAGCAAUAUUUCACUGCAAAGUGAAGUCCAAGCAGCCUUUAUGCUGAAAUCUUAAGUUUUUAAAACAAUCUUGUUAGACACAGAAUAACAUCCUUAAGAUGCAGAAACUGUACUCCCGUGAAGUCAGCACUUCCCAGUCUUUCAGAAGUUGUCCUUGUCGUGCUCCUGCAUUUUGCUGUGCAGUUGUAUGAAGUGUUGGCAACUAAAGCUCCAGCGAACUUGGGCUUAUCCUCUUUUUGGCUGGGCAAUAGUUAGGUUACCUGCGUGCCUCUGUUUCCUCAUCUGCAAAACAGGACAUACCACUUCUUCUUUUGGACUGUAGAUUUAGUAGCACUCAAAUCCAAUUGCACAAUGCUUAAUUAUGUGAAUGCUGUUGUGGAAGCAGCUGAUUUCAGGGAUAGCUAUAGAGUGGUGUGUUCUCCCCCUCCGCCUUUGCAAAGCAAUAGUCACUUUCUGGAAAACCAGAGUGGUGGAAGAGGUAUUUUUAAAAUCCCCCACUCUGCAACUUGUGUGAGCAAAGCCUCAUUUCAAUUGGAAUGUGGUUGUAGCACCUCUUUCCCCCCAGCUGAGACCCUCCUGAACACAUCCCAGAGGAUUUUGACCAUCCUGUUACUAUUCUGUGUUCAAUCUAGUACCUCCCAGUGUUGAAGUAAUUUCAAGACCACUGCAAUGUUCUGUGUGUGUCAUAAGCAGGCAUAACCAAAACCAGUGGAACAAUCUGUGUUGGAAAUAUUUAACUUUAAUGCUGCAAAAAUAAAAUAAAAUAAACUAUCUGAACAUAC
Lacerta agilis (Sand lizard) is the source of this 1380-nucleotide messenger RNA. It is a transcript of the gene CMC4, whose product is annotated as C-X9-C motif containing 4. Bases 94 to 321 code for a protein of 75 amino acids. Gene Ontology annotation, cellular component: mitochondrial intermembrane space. The record is from RefSeq and is a predicted model, not a curated record. The transcript is spliced from 3 exons. Lineage: Eukaryota; Metazoa; Chordata; Lepidosauria; Squamata; Lacertidae.